Molecule: messenger RNA, 735 nt
Organism: Dracunculus medinensis (Guinea worm)
Lineage: Eukaryota; Metazoa; Nematoda; Chromadorea; Rhabditida; Dracunculidae
Source: the annotation of a GenBank genome assembly
AUGCGACUAGUCGAUGCAUUUCGAAUAUUUUCUCAUUUUUCAGAAUCUGAUGAUGAAAACGAUGAGAAAGAAUUAAAAUAUGGUGCACAACAUGUAAUUCAUUUAUUUGUUCCAGUCUCAAUUUGUAUGGCUUUUGUAAUUCUAACAAUGAAUACUGUUGGAUAUUACAGUCGCAAAGAUGGACAAUAUUUGAUUUAUACUCCAUUCACCAAAGAAACUGAUAGUGCUGGGGAGCGAUUAAUUAUGUCUUUCGGAAAUGCUUUUGUUGUCCUUGGUGUGGUUGUGAUUAUGACUAUUGUUCUGAUUUUAUUAUAUAAAUUCAGAUGGUAUAAGGUGAUUCAAGGCUGGUUAACUCUGAGCAGUUUGAUAUUAUUAUCACUGUUUACAUCAAUGUAUCUUCAGGAAUUAUUCAAAAGUUGGAACAUAUCAGUUGAUUAUAUUACGAUUUUUUUUAUUGUAUGGAAUUAUGGUGUGAUGGGAAUGAUAUGUAUUCACUGGAAAGGACCUCUUCGUUUGCAGCAGGGAUAUUUGAUAAUGAUGUCUGCUCUUAUGGCGCUUACAUUUAUUAAAUAUUUACCUGAGUGGACUGUUUGGACAGUUUUAGCCGUGAUUUCUUUGUGGGAUUUGGUAGCCGUUUUAUGUCCUAAAGGACCACUGAGGAUUUUGGUGGAAACUGCCCAAGAACGUAAUGAACCCAUUUUCCCUGCUCUUAUUUACUCAUGUGAGUUUUACUGA